Penicillium olsonii is the source of this 4227-nucleotide messenger RNA. The record is from the annotation of a GenBank genome assembly. NCBI's taxonomy places the organism in Eukaryota, Fungi, Ascomycota, Eurotiomycetes, Eurotiales, Aspergillaceae.
AUGUCAAGCUCGAUGGAAGCGAGGCCCCUCGCGUCGGCGAUGGAAAGCCCAACAUUCGACGAGGACAGUUCCUUUCAUGUAGAGCAGCCGGUAGGAUCUAUGUCAAUAUCCCCCUGCGGACGUGAUGUCGUUCUCGCAUCCAAGGAGGGUCUACAUGUCAUUGAUCUGGAUUCCCCGUACUCGCCGCCCCGGUAUCUCGCCCACCACACACCAUGGGAGGUUGCCGAUGUACAGUGGUCGCCAUUUGCCGCGCGCGACCAAUGGGUUGUUAGUACCUCCAACCAGAAGGCGUUAGUGUGGAACUUGGCAAUGAAAACAUGGCAGAACUCCAUUGAGAUCGUGCUGCAUGCCCAUUCUCGCGCGAUCACCGAUAUCAAUUUCUCGGCUUUCCACCCCGAUUUACUGGCUACUUGCUCAGUAGACAGCUUUGUACAUUGCUGGGACUUGCGUGCUCCGGCGCGGCCGGCCGUGUCAUUCUCGGAUUGGUUUACUGGUGCCACUCAAGUCAAAUGGAAUCGACAAGAUCCUCACGUCAUUGCAAGUUCCCACGAUCGUUUUCUUCGGAUCUGGGAUGACCGCAUGGGUGCAUACCCAAUCAAGUCUAUUGAGGCUCAUAAUACCAAGAUCUAUGGCGUUGACUGGAAUCGUGUCCGACGCGGUGCUCUGGUGACUUGCUCCCUAGAUAGGACUGUCAAGUUCUGGGACUACACCACUGACACGGCCGAGGUCCCGGAAAAACAAGUUCAUACUCCAUUCCCCGUCUGGAGGGCCCGCAAUACACCCUUUGGGUGGGGUGUGCUUGCAAUGCCACAGAGAGGCAACAAUGAUCUCCACCUAUACAGCCGACGAGCUGAAGAGGGCUCUUCUCCCGAAGACGACUUGCCUCUGGUACAUAGCUUCCCCGGCCACAAAGGGCAAGUCAAGGAGUUCCUUUGGAGGCCGCGCGGGGGCGUCGCAGACGGCAUCGACCACCGCGAGUAUCAAUUAGUGACAUGGGGAACAGAUAGGGAGCUCCGACUGCAUAGAGUCAACCCAGAGAUUCUCAAGCGUGUUGGCUAUGAGAAAGGCAAAUCUUUCAUUUCCACGCGGACCGUCACGCGACUCGGUGCCACAUACCGGAGUUUCCGCGACGUCAAUUCCGACCUGGAAAUUGAUGACUUGGACACUGCUUCCUCGGUCGGAGGUCAAAACCAGAACAACCCAAAUGGCACGGGGAUGAAUGCCAUCACUGUCCCGCACGCUCGUGGCUGGAUCAAGGGAGGCCAUGUUGAUAGGGUUGGCAUGCAGCCACGAUCAAAUUUGAGAGCUGAUACCAAUCCAAUUGCUUGGAUGCGUGGUGUGAAAAUCUCUGGCUGGGACAUUGAAACCCUGGGAGAUGAGAUCAGUCAUGUCGGCGAGAAAUUCACCAAGGUUUCCUUUGACUCGGUUGAUGUUCGCCAAAGAAAGAUUUCCAUUUCUUUGAAUGGACCCUGGGGUGCCGAUGGGGCUUCGUUGUUCUUGAAAGUGGACAUCAAAUUCCCAAUGAGCUACCCCAAAACUGCUAUUCCAACAUUUGCGUUCCAGAAAACAGCAGCUGUGACUGAUGAAUGGGCCGCAAAGACCACCGCCGAGUUGAGGACAAUUGCUGAAACCUACAUGUCCCGAGACCGUGGAUGCCUCGAAGGCGCCGUUCGCUAUCUGCUGGGUGAAAGCAGCUUGGAAGAAAGUAUCGCCUGGAUUCUUGGUGAGACUGGCGACAACUUUAAGUCCCCAAUCAACGGUGAACUAGAAGGCGAAUCGAGUGAUGAAGACGAAGUCGGGAUGACCCAGAGUCAAGAGUUGGGAAUGAGCUCCGAGCUACUCCGACCCGUCAAUGCCAACGUGAUGGUGCCCGUGGCCAAGGCCUGUGGAGCCCUUUGGGCGAAUGAUGGCCGCCUAGUAUGCUUCUUCCCGCCCAAGCCAAAGAGAGACAAAUCAGCAGAGCUGUUCGAAAACAUGGGCUUCAAAGAGAUGACCCGAUGGUCCCGAGGAGACAAAGUAUUCGAAGGCUUUGGCCGUCUUCAUACCAACUCUCCUGGCCCACGUGGAAGAGGAACAAUUACCAGCACAGAAGAUGGGGCCUCAUCUGAUUCAGACGAAUCGUACUCAGACACAUCAAGCUCCUCAGGCUCGUCUGAUAUUCUUUCCGGGCUACCAACCCGCUUCCCUGCGCCCCAAACAUGGCGCAGUGCUGGAAGCUACGGAAUGCAUCGUCCGCGGUCCACGGACAACUCCCAGCGGUCCAUUGGAGGCACUGGAACUCUGAAAUCCGAGGGGCCUCAAAACAUUGUCUCAAUCCAUAAUCUGAGUGAUAUGUUACCCGUCAAGCGGGAGUUGGCUUGCCAAUAUCGCAUCUGCGGCAAAGGGGCAGAUGUCUGUGCCCACAAUGCCGCUGUGGCCCUCGAUGCUGGAUGCUAUGAACUGGCCCAGAUCUGGGGUCUUAUUAAGCUGAUAUUACAUAUUCGAAAGAACCCCUUCCCCUUACCUGAGUCAAGCUUGCUGCAAAGACGCCUACGCAUGGCGGGUGGUGAGCUCGCUGGUCUUGGAGGAGACGGGAUGCACAGAGACUUAUCUGGAAGUAUCAUUCGUUGGGGAGAUCACCCUCUUGGCAGCCAUUGGCUUGUCCCUGCCCUAUUUGAGCACUUCGAGCGUAUCGGAGAUGUUCAGAUGGUGGCAAUGAUUUCUUGUGUGCUACUAGCAGCCAGCCAAGAGGGAGCUUUGGAGAACAAGGCCAAGAAGCAAUCAGCACAACCGGCCUUUUCAUUAGAUUUCUCCUCGGUGGCACCUGUGGCUCAAAACAAGCUGCCGGCGGUGACUCCUGCUUCAUCCGUUCCGAAAGAGGUUCAAUUUACACCUACAGCUCAAACUUCAGCAAGGUCGUCCAGUGAAGUCUGGCGUCUCGAGUCAACACCACCGCAUUCCACAGGCACUACGCCUCCGGUUAUGUCUCGCCCACGAGGCAUCACCGCUGAUCGGAAGACUUUGAGUCACAAUGUUUCGAUAGCUGCGUCGCCCGAUCAACAGUCCCAACCACGGAGUGGGUCUGGAUUUGGGUCUGUAUUGGCGUCGUCCUUGUCUCGUUCGUUCACGUUUGGACCAUCGUCGGCCUCGCCGCCAAUGAGUAGACUGGACAAAAAGAAGCAGACUCCUCAGGAGAGCCCGAGCGUGAUGACUGGGCAAACAUCACAAGCUCAAUCCGACACUGAAAGUGACCAUGCACCGGAGCCUGCACCACCACCUGCAAGAUUCAAGGUUACAUUUAAGAACCAGGAUGCCUUUGAAAGUGACGGACCGACCCGAUAUUCCCUUCUCGACCACAACAAGGAACUACUCUAUCGGUCAUAUCGUGCUGCAUAUGCUAAUUUACUGGCAUUGUGGGAUCUCCCCGUCCAACAAAGCGAAGUCCUCAAAUUCGGUGCCGUUUCUGACCGAGUGGACGAUAUGGCCGCAAGUCAUUACUGGAAUAGCUCCGACCCCAGCACCACCGAAACAUCUCUCAAAGAGCCGCAACCAGUGAUGAACAUUCAAACCCUGGAUUUCCAACGCCAUUGCGCCAGCUGCGGACACGCACUCCAACGUUCUAUCUUCAACAAACACCCAAUCGCCCCCGAUACCCCCUCCAAGCGUAACCAGCGCAAAGCAGCAGUCCGCCGAUGCCCCAACUGCAGACCUCGCCAAGCCCUGCCCACUAAACUACCCUGCGUCAUCUGCGGCGAAGUAGUAGACGGCAUGCUAAUCCCAUGCCUGAGCUGCGGACACGUCAGCUGUUUCGACUGUCAUCGACUCUGGUUCCUGCGACCAGAGGACACCUUCGACUCAGACCAUUCAGAACAGACCAAAUCUCUUCCAGCCUGUCCAACCGGAUGUGGCUGCCAGUGCUCCGAGCACAUUGCCGUCGAUGUCCCCAUGCCCUUGGAGACAGCUCCAAUCACCCCGGAAUACUCGCCUGCCCCCCAUCCAGCCGUCACGCAGGCCAAGAAUUCUCGUCGUCGACAGUCCGAGCCUGUUGUGUCGGACCCAAGUCGCAAGCCUCUGCCGCCUAGAGAGGUCUCCCGGCUUGAAGAUGAUAUGAAUGUUUGGGAGGAAUCGUCGCCGUUUGCUUCGCUGGCGCGCGGUCUCGGCGGUGGGCUUAGCCGUGGGCUGCGAACGAAAGACGAUCGCAGAAAGAAUAAGUCUGUUGCCGUGACUCCUAAUGUGAAGACUCCUUGA